This is a messenger RNA of Cryptomeria japonica (Japanese cedar), 1374 nucleotides long. RefSeq names its product putative UPF0481 protein At3g02645. Lineage: Eukaryota; Viridiplantae; Streptophyta; Pinopsida; Cupressales; Cupressaceae. The record is from RefSeq and is a predicted model, not a curated record. The transcript has 3 exons. The coding region runs from base 1 to 1374 and encodes 457 amino acids.
AUGAAAAUUGAAACGGGAAGUAAAACAGAACGUGGAUCAGAAAAAUGCAAUGAAAUAGGACGGAGAAUGAGAAACGGUGGUAGGAUGCAACGGAAGCUUGAUCUGUACGACUCUGAAAGAUACAAAUCUAAGCUUACCAUCCAAGUUGAGGAAAAAGCAAAACAAGGGUCUUUUGAGGAUUUGGUCAAGGAUAUAAUUAGCCUUGGAGGGGAGAUAAGGAACAGCUAUAAUGAUCAAAUUGAGUGUACAGAUGAAGUAUUAGGGUGGAUGAUGGCUCGAGAUGCUGUGUUUAUUCUGGAAUUAAUUGGUUUUUAUGACCAAUGUGAAAGCCCUAGAAUUCAACAGACAGACCCUAAUUUUACGAACAUGGAAGCUGUUUUUCAUCCAGAAAGGAAAAACCCUUUGUUCCUCCCCCUUCAGGCUGAUAUAUUUAAGCUGGAGAACCAAAUCCCACUUUUCAUUUUGAAAAAGGUUUUGGAAUGGCAGACUGGCUCAGAAAGUCACGCUUUACACAGGCUUUAUAUGACAAUUUCAAGAGCCUGUGAAAAUUUCUCUCCUUUCAGGCAUGUUGGGGAUCCUUCUCGUUCCGUUUCAGGAGAACGCUCCAGUGAUUCGCGUGAUGAAAGGCAUAUACUGGAAUGCCUUUACAAUUUCGUCGUGCCCAAGAGAAAUCCUGCUCAGACUAGUGUCCAUUUAGGACAUGAUCGUGAUGGGAUUGUGCUCACGAACACCGCUUUUAAGUUUCUUCAUCAGAUGACAUCAAGAUUUAGAGAGGUUUUGUCUCCAAAAUCAGGUCAUAAAGCUGGCAUAAAUCUCCCUUCAGCAACACAAUUACGGAGGAAAGGAGUGAAAUUCUCUCCUUUCACAUGGGGAUCUGACGAGAUAAGGUUUGAUAGAGCCACCGCUACGUUGUUCCUCCCUUGCAUACAUAUGGAUUACAGAACAGAUGUUUUCUUGAGGAAUAUGAUGGCACUGGAAGCAUUCAUGAAGUGGAAAACUAGACAUUUUACUUGCUAUGCAGACCUGAUGGACAGAUUGGUUGACACUCCUAAUGAUGUUGCAGUACUGAAGAAAAAUGGUAUCAUCUACAGUAAUUUAGGAAGUGAUAAAGAGAUAAGCGUUCUGUGGAAUGGCAUCAGCAGAUCAAUCUGGAGGAGCCCAUAUGAUCCUAUCGACAAUACAGUCAAAGCUGUAAAUGAUUAUUACAGAAGUAGGUAUAAAGUUUUAUUUGGUGAGUUUGUACAUGAACAUUUUUCAAAGCCAUGGCAAGUUGUAUCAGUAGUGGGAGCAUGCAUUCUGCUGCUCCUGGAUUUCUUGCAGACAUUAUUCUCAUAUUUUCAACUUGACCAAAAAUGUGAAUACAUAAAGCAAUAG